Messenger RNA from Panicum virgatum (switchgrass), 1994 nucleotides. RefSeq lists its product as uncharacterized. The record is from RefSeq and is a predicted model, not a curated record. The transcript is spliced from 5 exons. NCBI's taxonomy places the organism in Eukaryota, Viridiplantae, Streptophyta, Magnoliopsida, Poales, Poaceae. Bases 294 to 650 code for a protein of 118 amino acids.
CACGCCCGCCUGUGCCACGCGUCUCCGUGCUGCCAUUGUCGUGCCCGGCCAGGCUGCUCAACCGCCGCACCUUGGCCGCGCGCCUCGCGCCACGCUCGCCCGUCCCCCGCGCCUCCCGCCACGCCCGACCAGACUGCUCACCUCCCGCUGCACCUCGGCUGCACGCCUGCUCGGGCUGUGCCCCUCCAUGUCUCGCCGUGCCUCCAUGCUGCCUCUCCAACUGCCACACAUCCCCCACCAGCCACGCACCUCAUGCUACGCCUCCUCGACUGUCCUGCCCUCUGUUGGCGUUGAUGGAGCCGUUCUUGCCGUGGUGGAGCCGUUCUUGCCGUGGUGGAGCCGUUCUUGGCAUUCAUGUCCAGAAUUCACGUAAGCUCCCAUCCCGGUGCCCACUCUAUUGCAGAAGAGCAGUGCCUACGGCUGCCUGCAUCCCAAGCUUGCAUCCCGAAGCCCCAAAGACCUCCCUGCUGCUGCACCAAAUUCAUGGAGUCCGUAUGGAGGGAGGGGCCAGCUUCCAGAUCAAAGCAAAAAAAAGUUCACAUAAAUUGAUUUCGCUUCUACACGUAGCAACAACAUUAGCCUUCUUGAGAAAUUCAGGCAAUAAUGGAUAUGAGACGCAUGGUCACAACCUCAUAGAUUCACAUGAUUAAUUUUAUUCCAUCCACCUGCAAGACAUGUCACUUUCUGUUUUUGUCUUGGAGCCAAUCGUCUUUUUAUCAGGUAUUCCUUAUGGCCUCUGUUGUUUUAUUACAAGUCAACUGCAAAAUAUACUACUACUUGCAUAAGAGAAGUUUAUUUAUAAAAAAAUAAAAGUAUGUUAUUUUGGAUCUAGCUGCUAGAAGUAUCAUACCUUCAGGUUAGCUUAAGUGGUUUCCAUAUGCCGAUACCUGCCUACUGCUCUGUUUAUCACAUCGAAACUGUUCAUCUAAUUAAGCUUCAGAGCAAAAGUAUCCUUCAGUCCAUGAAGAUAUUAACAAAUUGACUUCAUAUGUUGUUUCAACAGGCACGAUCUAUCUGAUCUGUGAAGGAGGAUCCAUGGCAUGCUAGGACUAAAACACACUGAAGUUUAAGACAUGCUUUCAGUCAGUCCUAGGAAGUUUCAGCACAUGUUUUUUAAAGCAUUUUCGAUUAUUGAUAUUAUUCAUUGUUCUAUCAAUUUUCUGAUCUUGUGAUCCUUUUUUUUUGUUCAACACAUGAUUUUAUAGAAGGCAAGAGUUGCAGAUAAAGUGGCAGCUUAUCACUGGCUGAGGAUGAGGUAAGUAAAUGUAAUGCCUUUGUAGCUUACCUGUACCUUUCCAUGUUUGAUUGCUCAUCAUGACAAUAUAUGGUUAUACACAUCAACCAAACAUUAUAAAUGAGGAGGAGAAACAAGAGAAGAGCAAGACAUGCUCCACUCAAUCUCCAAUAGACUCUUUGCUUCAUCAGUUCACAAUCUACAUGAAAACAAUUUUUAUUUCAAAGCUCGAUGAAACUUGGUUAAUCUAAGAUAUAUUAAGUGCAUCUAAAUUAUGCCAUCUUUAAUAACCUCUUUCUUGCUAUUGACAAGUUGAGCAAGUUUCUCCUGCAGCAAAGAUAUUCCAUGCAGGAACUACCUUUGAUAUAGAUGGAAACUUUACAGCGGCUGGAGGACGCGUGCUUGGGGUCACUGCAAAAGCCACGGACAUCGAGGAAGGAAGGGCCAAACUUAUGAUGGCAUCUUCAGUAAUCUCUUUCUUGCUCAUAAUCAAGAUAAAGGUAAAUCAAAUUCUUCUUUCUCAACACAUCAAACACACUAAUUAUUUUGUUUAAUUUUCUGUCAUUGCCGGUAAAAAAACAACUGCCAAGAUCAUCCACAAAGGAUCAACCCUUACCAUUCAUCGGACAACUGAUCCAGGUACCUCUUAUAGUACUGUAUGCAGCUACAUGUUAAUCCUCAUGUACACCAUCGCAAGUUUGUAAUAUAUGUACAGUCAUGAUGAAUACAUGCAUUUUCAGUCACCACAGUUUCCAUCCAA